AUGGCAAUGACCUACUUCAAACGCUGGUCCACUCUCCCCCCGUCCCCAACCCCCUCUCUCAACGACUCCCUCUCCUCCUCCUCAUCCAGCACCAUCAGCACCCCACCCCUCAGUCCAACAUCCUCCUCCACCACGCGUCUCUUCUCGGCCCUAAAAUCCAGCACCACCUUCCCCCUAUCCAUCCGCAAAGUCUCGUCGCCAUGGCACUCCUCCGCAGUGCAACCCCAAUUACCCUAUCUGGACAACAACGCCAGCCACGCAGGCUCAACCACAUCCCUAUGCACGACCGCGGAUCCCACAGCCACCGCACGAUGCGUGAAACAAAAAAGCAACGACAGCAGUGUGUUGGCGUGGCGACGCGGGACGAGGACGCUGCAGAUGGAGUAUGAGGGUUUGCCGUUGAGGAGGAGGCGCGAGGCGCUGGAGAGGGUUAAUGAGGGGAGGGUUAGGUUGGGGUUGCCGAGGAGGAGUUUGGGGGGGUUGGGGGAGUGA
Messenger RNA from Bipolaris victoriae FI3, 492 nucleotides. RefSeq lists its product as hypothetical. The transcript has a single exon. The coding region runs from base 1 to 492 and encodes 163 amino acids. The record is from RefSeq and is a predicted model, not a curated record. NCBI's taxonomy places the organism in Eukaryota, Fungi, Ascomycota, Dothideomycetes, Pleosporales, Pleosporaceae.